Molecule: messenger RNA, 1160 nt
Organism: Colletotrichum acutatum
Lineage: Eukaryota; Fungi; Ascomycota; Sordariomycetes; Glomerellales; Glomerellaceae
Exons: 1
Coding region: 272-985 (237 amino acids)
Source: RefSeq, a predicted model, not a curated record
CCCCACACUCUAACGGUCCUGCAACAGUACACUACGGAUACAAGUGAUCCACGGAGGACGGAGGCUAAGAAGAGCGAGAUUACAGGUCCCGGCUUUGACACUGUCCGCUGCCUACACCGUUCAAGCCCAAUCCCUAGUGUAAUAGGUCAGGUCUAUCUGUCGGACAGUCGGAUACUACAACUGCUUAUCGACGAAUAGAUUCGGGGAAGAAUACUAAUCACCAUUCAGAGAGAUACACAGAUUCCGUAUUGGCUUCAAGUAAUUGUCCGACAUGGUGCAGAAAAAAUGCCUAGAAAAAUGGAACGUCGCCAUACCCAGCUUGUUCCGCGUGUCUCGCAUUACUCGGCCGAGUAAAUACGUGGAGGAUGCCCGGCCCAGCCUUGUGGGCCAGUGCUCCUGCUUUCCAUCAGGGCGUCCCAUGCAACGUUCCCUCCCUUGGGCUUCAAACCAAGAGCCCUCUAAAGCAAGUGAGAUUGCAACGGAUAUUUCCAACGGCGGUGCGUUCCCAAUUGUUCAUGUCGCCACGGAUCGUCGUUGGAUCGUCUGGUCGUCGGCCGUCUCAGCAACUCGCAUGAAUCCUCAUCGUCCAAUGACUUUGGAGCGGCACUUUGAGAGAAAACAUCGACAGACUCGACAAACUUGCUCGCGAGGGGCACUGGCCAGCGUACCGAUUCACGGCUUGGCCGAGCCUAGGGCCACCAUGCGCGAAGGCGUUGGGGUGAACGUGUCUUCAGUCAUAUGUUGCUCAAGAGCCGCGAGUCUCAAACAAUUGGUGCCGGAACCCUGUGACCAACAUCGUUUCAUAGCUGGGGUCUCUCAUCGCGGCCUGCCAAGGAGGCAUAAAGUCUGUCCAUGUUCGGAACGAACAUGUACGUCCUGGCAAGGAAAGGAUGGCGUCACGGAGUCUGAUUGCCCUACGCGCAUGAAAGCGAGAGACCGGAUGGCAGUAGACGUGGCCGGGUCAGGGCUCAUGAGGCCGUUUUAGGUUACCUGUCGACAACAUGAAGCUAAACGACAGCAUCCAACAUGAGCUUGGCAUGAACCUGGGGCUCAUCUUUUUUGGUGGUCAUGGGGCUCAUCCUCACGCCUGGUGCGAUCUGGGGUCGUUGCCAGGGUCGGGCGAGCCACCUUGUUUCGUCACCUUUUUUCGGUGUUUGAAA